AUGUUUCAACCCAGGAUAUUUGCGCGACAAUGUCCAAGGGCAACAUGCAAUUACCUACCUAUCCUUCGAUCCUUUCCUCGCACAUACGCAACAGUCGUCAAACCGGCACAGCCCGAACUACCUGCAGCACAAGCUAUAACGGCAGGCUUUGCACCUCCUGUAUCCUCAUCAGAUAGUAGCAAUUCUACUUUUGCUAUGCGAACAUACAAGCCAAGAACACCUGGUGUCAGACAUUUAAAAAGACCUAUAAACGAUCAUUUAUGGAAAGGACGCCCAUUUUUACCUUUAACUUUUUCCAAGAAGGGUCAUGGAAAGGGAGGAAGAAAUAACAGUGGUCGAGUCACUGUUAGACAUCGAGGUGGUGGUCAUAAGAGGAGAAUUCGUACUGUGGAUUUUAUUCGAAUGACACCGGGAGUACAUACAGUGGAACGUAUUGAACACGAUCCAGGAAGAAGUGCACACAUUGCAUUACUGAACGAAGAAGCCACUGGUAAGAAGAGUUAUAUCGUUGCCGCAGAAGGCAUGAGAGCUGGAGAUAAAGUACAAAGUUAUCUAGCCGGUAUACCCAGAGAUUUAUUGGAGAGUAUGGGAGGAUUCGUAGAUCCUGGUGUGUUGGCUGCAAAGACUGCUUGGAGAGGAAACUGUUUACCAUUGCACAUGAUACCCAUUGGUACAACUGUCUACAAUGUUGGAUCCGCGAAAGGAAGAGGUGCCGUUUUCUGUAGAAGUGCAGGAACACAUGCGGUCGUGGUCACGAAAGAUGACGAGACGUCCAAUAAGGAUAAGGGGCCAAAGUUUGUCACUGUGCGAUUGCAGAGUGGUGAGGUGAGAAAAGUUAGUAUGCAUGCAUGCGCAACUGUAGGCAUUGCCAGUAAUCCUAAUCAUCAACAUCGACAACUUGGUAAAGCUGGUCGUGCAAGAUGGUUGAAUAUUCGACCAACAGUUAGAGGUCUUGCCAUGAACGCUGCCGACCAUCCACACGGAGGAGGAAGAGGUAAAUCGAAGGGUAACGUCGACCCUGUCAGUCCAUGGGGUCAACCGGCCAAAGGAGGUCACAAAACUAGAAAGGCUCGCAAACCUAACAAGUGGGUUGUAACUGCCCGCGAAAGAAAUCACGGAAAGAGAAGAACAAAGUAG
Messenger RNA from Sclerotinia borealis F-4128, 1137 nucleotides. The record is from the annotation of a GenBank genome assembly. NCBI's taxonomy places the organism in Eukaryota, Fungi, Ascomycota, Leotiomycetes, Helotiales, Sclerotiniaceae.